Molecule: messenger RNA, 7589 nt
Organism: Hippocampus zosterae (dwarf seahorse)
Lineage: Eukaryota; Metazoa; Chordata; Actinopteri; Syngnathiformes; Syngnathidae
Product: protein Shroom3-like
Biological process (GO): actin filament organization
Cellular component (GO): apical junction complex; apical plasma membrane; cortical actin cytoskeleton
Molecular function (GO): actin filament binding
Source: RefSeq, a predicted model, not a curated record
CCCCCUUUCUCUUUGCUCAGUGAGUCGCACCAAAUUCUAUUGUGAUGCAAAACUUUCGGAAGAGAGAGACAGGGACGCAGCGAGAGAGGGAGAAAGAGCGGCUUGAAUUUCUGUUUGGACGAAUCCCGGAGCUGACGUCCGUUUAUCUUGAAGUGCGAUCCCUUCCUCCAUCCGGCGAUCUUUCAAAGGUUUUGCCAAACUGUUGCAAAGUCUUGCCGGUGAGUGAGCGUGGUGGUGUCGUUUUUUGCCGGAUCUUUGGCCACUCUACGCGCUUCAGGAAUGCACUGUGCACUUUGCAACUCGGUGCUCGGGGAACCUCCUGCUUUGCUUUUCCUCCACCGGGAGUUGUAAAUGAUCGACGGUCAUGCGCUCGUGAAGGACAGAGGCUUUUCGUCAGCCCGGUGCCCCCUCGCGGUCCGCCCGCUCGCAGCCGGCCUGAGGACCGGUGAGCCGGAUAGGAGCGCUUCCUUGACGGGCAUGGACGGUGGCCGGGCGGGGCUCCGGCAACAGGCGGCGGGCGGAGGAAGAAGAGGCGGCUGGUCGCUCGUGGAGGCCCAGCUGCAGGGUGGAGCGCCGUGGGGCUUUACGCUUCAGGGUGGCCUGGAGCACGGCGAGCCGCUCAUCAUCUCCAAGGUAGAAGAGGGCGGUAAGGCGGACGCUUUGGAGCGCCCACUGCAGGCGGGGGAUGAGAUUCGCAUCAUAAAUGGCAUCAACCUGACAGGUUAUCGUCAGGAAGCCAUCGCCCUCGUCAAAGGAUCGUACAAGACUCUCCAGAUCACCGUCCGCAGGGAAUUUGAUCCUGGAUACAUUGAGGAAUUUGGGUCUUCACCUCUCUCAUAUCCUUCUUCUUUUUCUGCCCCUUCACCUCCUCCUCUUUCUUCCACAUCACCGCCACCGGCACCACCGCAUCAACGAAAAACAAGCCGCCGCAGCCGACCAUGUUCCACGGGAGGGGUCCCGCUACGCAUCAAGAACAGACGCAGUGAAACGGCGUCCCGUCCUCACUCGUGGCACUCAACAAAGCUGGGUGAAGGUCAGCGGGAGUCAGAGCAGGAAGGGAUGGACACCAUGAGUAGCGCCUGGCAUCACAAUUACCACGCGAGCGCCUCCACCACGGACCUCUCGGGCGGCGGCUUUGAAUCGGACGGCGGCUACCUGAGGAAGAGUCCCGACCAGUACAGCUCAAGAGGCAGCAUGGAGAGUUUGGAUCCUCCUGCGCCUGCGCACCUCCAGCACCACCACCACCACCACCACCACCACCACACGCUGGGCCAUCACAGCCACGGUGGCCCCCACCCUGCGUACUCCUCCUGCCAACAGCUAUCGUCUGCCAGAUCCUCCAACAGCAUCGAUCACCUCCACAGCAAGCGGGACUCGGCAUACUCCUCCUUCUCCACCAGCUCCAGUAUUCCGGAGUACCUGGCCUCCGCUCCACCCUUCAGUCCCGAGCGCUCCUAUUCACUGGACACCGUCCCCCAGAGAGGAGGAAGCGGAGAGAUGCAACAUGCUGAUGUACGUUACAUACGGAUGCUUUACAAUACCCAGCAGGGAAACGAGCAGGAGCAGGAGCGGGAGCAGGAGCAGGAGCCGAGCUCUCCGUCGGCUUUAUCGCUCCAUAACGACGAUUCAAGAAGUGGGGACGGAGCAAAGGGAGGCCACAGCAGAGAUCCGCCAAGUGGCGUCUGUUACCGCGGCAACAGCAGCGGUGCCGCUAUUAGCGGCGUGCUGGCUGCAAACAGGCACAGCGUGGGUCCUAUAUGGGCACCCGGAAGCAGUCCCGGCUCUUAUGAGAACCUGAAGGGGGCGCCGCCCCCACCGCGGCGCAGCGACAGCUUUGCGGCCAUCAAGAGCCACGAGAGGCCCAACUCUUGGUCAAGCGUGGAGCAACCCCGGCCGGUGAAUCGGACUCUGCAGAAGGGCUCCUAUCACCACUCCAGUGGGCCACUCGCCUCAAGCACAGCUAAAGGCUCGUGCUUGACUGAUGGUCAGCUCCACACGGUCAUCGAAAAGAGUCCAGAGAGCAGCCCCACCACAAAGCCCCGACAGGGUUUUUCCCCGCCAGGUUCACCUUCCGGACCUUCCGCCAGCUUGACGAGCGGGGCCCCCCAAUCAGGACGCCCGAUUCUCCCCACGGGCGUUUAUCCCGUAGCCCAGCCAGAACCGCACUAUGCGCAGAUGCCCGCUUCGAGUCCCGCGUCAUCCGCCUCGGGAGUUUAUCCCGCUCUGGCCAAUGACGGCAAGCGGCAACAGCAUCAAGGUCCGCCGAAGGUCAGAGGACAGGAGGAGGAAGCCAGCGAGCGAUGGCGGGAUGGAAAAGCGCCGUCGAUUGAAAAAGCUCACCAAAUGGACAUUUCAUCACCGUACCUCCACUCCGCCGUUCCGCCCGUUGCCGCAACGCCAGGCAGAGCGCGCGACCCACCAAGGAAUCAACAGGAGGACGGUCAUUUUGGUCACAACAGAGCCUUUCCGACUGCAGGAAGAUCCGAGAGCCAAGCGGGGGGGGCCAACGCGUUUCCGCGCCAGCAGGGACCUCAGGCCGACAGCCCGCAUCACCCCCAUAUGCAUUCGAACCAAGGAGCCCACAACCGAAUCUUGCAGGAACAAGACUUCCUAAAUCCCCAAACUCGGUCACCUUUGACCCUGGGACCCCACACCUUCCAAGAGCGGAGGGAUCCUUACACAACUGUGCAGUCGGGGGGGAACGUGAGAAGACUGCCAGAGCAACCCGACGUCCAUCCAGAGCCAGUGUCGUACUCAAGAGUCGCGCAGGGACAAGCGCCCCCUUCCCACUUGGCGGUUCAGCCUCAACACUCCUCCCCCCGUCACCACAGUGACUCAGCAGCUCUUCAUUACCAUCACGCGGAGCAGAAAGAGCAGAACAGAGACAAAGAACACCCGCUGACUCGUCUGGAGAAUGCCCUGGUCGAGGUACAGCGUUCCACCAGCCCAAACGGUGCCGUCUCUGCCAGUAGUCAUGACAACGACACGUUGGGCGAGGGUAUCCAGGGACCCACCCGUAGUCUCUCUGUCCUAGAGAGGGUCAGUCGCUUUGAGCAUUGUGACAGAGAAGGAAAGCAACGGAGUCAAAGCAUCAGUCAUAGCCACCACAAAAGCUCUUUCCGCCGGAAUCAGUUGCUUGACAAGUGCCACGGCGCCCCCUGUGGAGCGGAGGACCUCAGAAGCAUGCUGGAAAGGAGCACCAAAGCCCACCGAACGAUGAGCUCCAGAGGAGGCGGCGGCCAUUGCAAGAAAGACAGGACCGCGUCCGAUCCCAGCUCAGCCCUGGAGAGGAGCCUAAGCAGCCUCCAUUUGGCCGGACCCAGAGAAGGCGACGAGAGUGCGACCUUAUGGAAGCAAGACGUCCACGGCGCGCCGGGCGCUUUGCAGGACGCGUCCUUCCACAGAUCCUACAAGGACUCGUUGAAAGAGGCGCAAUCGAAGGUCCUGCGCUCCACCUCCUUGAAACAGAAUCGCGCCCCCGUCCGUUCCUCACGUGCGCUUCCCUCCCCCAAUCCCGCCUCACGUGGCGGCCAUCAGCCUCCCCCCUCGGAGAAGAAAGGCCCGAAAACCAUGCCCAAACCCCCGGGCGUCGUUGCCCACGCCCCGGUGCCAUCCCCUCAUGCUCCGAAAGAGCGCCACGCGGUGGGACCGGACAUCCGAGGCCCGAGUCCCCCGGCCUUGCCCGACGUCGCGCCCGUCGGACCUCCCGCCGCGCUGCGAAUCGGCGGACGCAAACGUCUCACCCCGGGCCAGAAGAAACGCUCCUAUUCCGAGCCGGACAACAUGAACGAGAUCGGCAUCUCGGAUCCUGAGAGAGGUCUCUUCAGGCUUGGGGGAGAGACCAGCGUGGCUGACCGGCGCAAGAUGUUCGAACUGGGAUUCGCAAACAACGCCGUGUCCAGGCCCGACUUGCGUCAGCUUCAGCAAGAUGCCGUGGCUCAGUACGUGCUGAGGAAGAGAAACGCCAAGAAAGACGACGGGAGGGAGCGCGCCGGGCCCAGGCCUCUCAGCGCUUAUCUGCAGUCGGAAAACGCCUCCCAGUCAGACACCUUCAGCCUCUCCUCGACCUCCAGCCUGCUCUCCCUCCAAGACUCGGGCCUGGAUCGCAGCCUUUCUUCGAGUGACAGGCGUCACUUGUCCUCCCCAGGAGCCGACCUGCGAGGCCUGGCGUCCAAUUUGUACCAUCCGGCCAGAGCGUCCGCCCCGAGGGCUCCGUCGCAACCGUGUGGCGACUCGCCACCCGCACGCCGCACCUCCAUCGCCCACCUCCCGCAUCAUUUGGCCCGAGACGCAGGCUCCGAUAAAACCGGUCCGAUCGGGUCGAAAGAUUCGCGACAGGCGGCGGGGCCCCGCCAGACGCAGCCCCUCCACCCCGAGCGGGCCGGCGGGUCUUUGGCCAUGGUGGGGUCCGUGCUGGGCUCCGGUAAAUCCGCCUCCGUUGAAGACCUUUUGGAGCGGUCGGAGGAAAGGAUCCCAAGCCACUCUCGAUCCCGCUCGUCCCCAACUCUGGACGUACUCCGCCAGGACUACGCGGCGGAUCAAGUGAAGAUGCUCGAUGCCUUUGCAUGUGAGCCGCAGCACCGCUGCGCUCAGACUGAGGAAAGCGCCGGAGACAAGGAGCCACUAGAGGGCCUCGCCUCUCCUCACAACAAUCCUCACCGCGUCCGGCCUGCCGGCUCUUCUUCUGGAGCCUUCUCCCGCUCCCCCGUCCCACCGAGGGACAGACAGCGUCACAGGAACACCGAGCGUCAGCGAGCCCACAGCAUGUCGUCUCUCGCCGCCUCGGUCGGUCUGCCUUGCCCGCUCUCCCGCUCGGCCGAGGCGCCGAGUCGAGCCGAUCCGGACGCCGUCGCCUUCCCGGGCGCCGUCGGAGCCGUCGGCCUCGACGCCUUUGCGACGGACAAACCCGCGCGGCGCAGUUUGAGCGAUGGCGGCCUAUUAGAGGACGCUAGCGAUGGCGCUGACGGAGAGAGGACAUUUAGUUGGGAGGGAAGAGGAGGCCGUCGCCAAGCGAGCAUCAAGUCUCCGGCGACAUCGUCGUCGUCGCCGCCGCCUCAUUUCCAGUUUGCUUCCACGCCGGACGAGAAAGACGCCGGCAACGUCGAGGUGCAUCCCUCCUCUUCGUCUCGUCGGUGCGGCCUUGAGAACGUUCCCUCGGUGAAGAGGUCAGAGUGUGGCCUCGGCAGCUCGCUCGGCCAACAACAAACGGCGGCAACAUCCGCGGGACUAUCUAGUGAAGACUCGGAUGAGGUCUUUCUUCUCAAUCCUCCUCCUCCGUCGCUCCAAGCGACCGACGUGACGGAAGCCUUCCGUCCGCCUCCCGCUCCUCUCCUCGAGCUGGACAAGAAAAGCUCUUUGCAGACGCCACCCAGCUUUGCGGCAUGGCCCAAGCCGCGAACGUCCACCCUCACGUCCACCUCGUCCGGCAUGGACGGCCUCCAGUUGGACGAAACGCUGAACGUCGAGUACCAGCCGCUGCCCAAGAGGGAAAAGACGGCGGAGGAGCUACGAGUGGAAACGCUGGCACGGCAGCUGGUCAUGCAGGAUGGCUCUCUGGCAGCCAUCUUAGAAACGUCGGAGGGUCGAUCGCCCGUCGAGCUCGUGGAGGAGAUCUUUCACAACAGCAGACCGGGUGCUAAAGUCGCACGGGAAACCAGGGCGAGCCCGUUAAAUGACAGGAGUGAGAAUGGUGUCCAUGCAAAAGUGGAUCAAAGGAUGGAGGAGAAGGAGCUCAAUAGCAAGAAGGCGCAGCUGUGCGAGGCUCUGAGGUGCAGCGUGGCGGCGAUGCGGCGAGAGAAGGAGCUUCUGGGCGAGGAGCAGAAGCGCCACCAGGCACUCGGGGCCAGUCUUGACUCUCUGGUGCACAAACUAUGCAAGAUCAAUGAGAGGGACAAGUACAGCAUGUUCAUUGGAGAUCUCGAGAAAAUCGUCAACCUGCUCUUGUCACUGUGCGGUCGGCUGUCGAGGAUUGACAAAUCUCUGCUCGCUCUGCAACGACAAGAGCUGGCGAAGGAGGAGCCUUCUGACGAGCGGGACUCCCUCGUUCACAAGCGCUCUCAGCUCCUCAGCCAAACGGAGGACGCCCGGGAACUGAAGCAAAACCUGGACCGACGGCAGCGCGUGGUCCACGCCAUCUUGCGAGGCUACCUCAGCGAACGCCAGCUGCAAGACUACCGCCAUUUUGUCGCCGCCAAACCCUCCCUCCUGAUUCGCCAACGGAACCUCGAUGACCUCAUACGCCAGCGCCAGGAGCAGCUGAGCGGGCUGGCGGAGACCCUCCCUCCGGAUGGGCCCGGAGGAUCUUCUUGGCCCGGCGCCCCGAGCCCCGUCUCCCGCCCCUCCCCCUUCCCGCAGCCGCUUCCCUCCUCUGCGAUUCCCGGCCACGCCCACUCGGCCCGCUCCACCGCGGUGACGUCGCUGUGAUGUCGUGAAAACGGCGGCCGAAGUUAACAGCGCUGGUCUCGCUCAAUCGAUGCACACGCCGUCACGCGUCUUUUUUUUUUUUUUUUUUUUUUUUCGCGCCCUGACUGAAACUUUUACAAGAAAAAAUAAUAGCGCAUCGGCCUUAAGUCUGAAAUUUGCCCAACUGCCGCCAUUCGGACGCCAUUUUCUUUUAUUGCUUAAAAGCUUCCAACUGUUGUAGGAAUACCGGACGCAUUGUCUUGAGAAAAUGCAAAGGUGCAAACGUGGCUCUGGUGGAGCGUCCUCAAAUCGACAACCGUGUUUGCCGCUGGCCAAAAGACCAAAUAGGACAAAAAUGGCCACGAAAAUGGAAAUUCCACUUUAUUUUCAUGUUUGAUGUCAAAGAAGGAAGAGUCCAAAGAUUGGAUUGGGAUGCAACGUCGAACGUGUUUUGUCAUAUGUACAUUUUCGGCUGGCCCUAACUUAUUGAUAUUAAUAUAAAAUCACAAAAUAAGCCAGUCUUCACAUUUUUUAGCAGAAGUUAUCAUUUUAGAUUUAAUGAACCGAGCAAUGCCAAUGGAGGCCUAAAAUUGGAUUCAUUAUUCAAUUCACUCCUUUUGGUGCCAGUUGUGUUUUCCUGCUCUGAAAGAACGCCGCAAAGUGUCUCAGCAUAUAAUAGUUUUUUUUUAAGCAGCAGAUGGAAAUAUUGGCCAUAUUUUAUUACGCUACCACUCGAGACUAUGCACUUACUCAUCAACAUACUUUUUGGAGGUUCCUCCAAUCGGUGAACCUCAUGCCAUUGAAUGUCAAGAAUAAGUUAAACGCGUCAAACUUGUUUAUUGAGGCGGCAAUGCGGAUAUUUAAAACGUUUUUAACGACGCGAGUACACGUUUUAUUCGCGCUGAAAUGUCUAAGGACACUAUUUUAUCCUACAGCCACAAAUGUGACCUUUUUUCUAGUUCGGAUGAGCACAUUUUACAUAUCGUCAGUCUUUGCUAUUCUCCAAAUAUCACACACAAAAAUCGAUCACGCUCACUUUUUUGAUUUACUCCUCAUAGGCACAACAGAUGAUGUUUUGCUGGUUGACUUGCUGGACCUAUUAAAAAAAAAAAAAAAGGUUGGAGGGUUGGAAAAUGGCUCCUGAUGUUCUUUUGUUUUUUGCUAAAUAAAUAUAUUUUGUAAAUGGC